Prorocentrum cordatum is the source of this 924-nucleotide messenger RNA. Lineage: Eukaryota; Dinophyceae; Prorocentrales; Prorocentraceae. The record is from the annotation of a GenBank genome assembly.
GGCCUCCGUAGUCCCCGUCUGCCUCUCGUUUUGUCCCCCGCGUGGUCGGUCAUGGCGGUGUUGUCUGUCCCUGUCCGUUUCUCCUUGUCCUUGUUUCCGUUAGCCGGCUUUGGCUGUUUUGUCCCGCGAUCUCCUCGGCCCUCCUUGUCCUUACUGUGUCGCUGGCCCGUGAUGUGCUGCACUGAACUCGGCGACUGUCGCUUCGCCCACGCCACCUUUUCAGUCCGGGCUGGUCGCCUGCCCGACUUUCCCACCGCGUCGCCCCGCGCGCGGACGCCGAUCUACAAGGUGAGUGUUGGUGUGCGCGCGUGCAGUGCCAGCUUCGCUGUUUUGCCUUCACCAGCCCGUAGCCAUUGUGACCCUACGGAAGCAAGAGCUCCAUUCCAAGAGCCCCGCGCGGCAGCCGAGUCUGAGGCCAUGAAGCAGAAGGCCACCGUGAGCGUCUCCCGCCGCAAGUCGAGGAAGGCGUACUUCACGGCCCCCUCGCAUAUCCGCAGGAAGCUGAUGAGCGCCCCCCUGUCCAAGGACCUCCGCGCCAAGUACUCGGUGCGCUCCCUGCCCAUCCGCCGCGACGACGAGGUGAUGAUCGUCCGCGGGCACUACCACGACCGCGAGGGCAAAGUGACGCAGGUCUACCGCAAGAAGUGGCGGAUCCACAUCGAGCGGGUGACGCGGGACAAGGCCAACGGGCAGACCGUGCCGAUCGGCAUCCAUCCCUCCAAGGUCACGAUCACCAAGCUGAAGCUCGAUAAGGACCGCAAGGCGCUGCUGGACAGGAAGGGCGGCAAGGGGAAGAAGGGCACCAAGUACACGGACAAGGACAUGGAGAAGUGAGCGAGGGCCGCGCGCGCCUCGCGCGGUCCGCUCUUGCUGCGCCUGCCGUGGGCGCCCCUCCGGAAAAGGGUUGCGUCGAGCACAGGGAGG